Molecule: messenger RNA, 1364 nt
Organism: Diabrotica balteata
Lineage: Eukaryota; Metazoa; Arthropoda; Insecta; Coleoptera; Chrysomelidae
Source: the annotation of a GenBank genome assembly
GUGAUUAUUAGUAUUCGCACAAUAAUCACAAGUUUAUUACUUAGUUGAAGUAAUGAGAUUUUCAUAUUUUUUAGAAUAUGUCGUUAUUACAAUAGUGUUUAUUUCACGCCAAUCUUCAGCUGCUCCCGAGAGGAUACGUGAUGCAGAUGAUGGUCAAUCAGAACUAGUAGCUACAGUUUCGCUUAUCAGACAUGGAGAUAGAUCUCCCGAGAAAUCUUUUCCGAACGAUCAGUAUUAUAAUGAAGUAUAUUGGCCUAUGGGCUACAAACAAAUGACUAAGUUUGGAAUUAAUCGACAAUACAAACUUGGCCAGUGGUUUCGUCAACGUUAUCACAAUUUCCUCAAGGAUAUCUACUCAAGAAAUGAUGUCCAUGUAUAUUCCACAGACGUCGAUCGCACUUUAAUGUCAGCAAGUGCGAAUCUGGCCGGAAUGUUUCCCCCCAAAAGUUUCCAAUCCUGGAAUAACCAGAUUCCAUGGCAACCUAUUCCUGUCCACACAACAGAGCGAAGCAAAGAUGACAUAAUUGUGGAUAAGCGAAAAUGCAAGAGAUAUGAGAAAUUGAGAGAUAAGAUCCAAAAGGAGUUAUACUCUUCUUUAAAACAACAGUAUUCUAAAACAUUCGAUGUUAUUGGUAGACUUACUGGUUGGAAUGAAGGUAUAACACCAAAGGACGUACAUACUCUCACUGAUGUCGUGUACUCAUAUAGGCGGUACAAUAAUUCCUUCGUUCCCGAAUGGUAUUCUGACUUAGACCAAGAAGUAUUAACUCUUAUAGGAUGUACCGUAGAAAAAGUGGAUACUUACAACGAGGAUCUUGUUAGAUUUAGAGUGGGACCCUUUAAUAACUAUCUUUUUUCAAAUUUCGAUCAAUUUGUUAAUGGUUCACUACAAGCUCAAGUUCAUUCAAAAUUUUCGAUGAUAUUCGCGCACGAAUCAUCUCUAACUUCAGUAUUAAACGGCUUGGGUGCUUACGACAUGAGGCCAGUUGGUUUUGCUUACACCGUCAUCUGGGAAUUAAGACGAAGGCCAAAUGGCGCCUAUUUUUUAAGGCUUUUAUACAAAAAAGACGGCAAUAAGCUAAUACAGUUGAGUAUGCUAGAUUGUGGUAUAGACUGUGAUUAUCAGGAGUUAAAAAAACGGGCUGAGAAUAUUACUGUUGAUAUUGAAACUUGGAAGGAAGAGUGUAAGAAAUAAUGUAUGUACUUAAAUUUUUAAAAUUUUCAAUUUAUUAAUUUUAUUUAAUUUAAUUUUAUUUAUUUUAUUUAUUUUAUGUACUCAUUUAUAUUUUUAAAAUAUUAAAAAAUGUAUUUUAUAUGUUUAUAUGUAGUUUUAUUAUCUUCCAAAUGUAUAAACAUUAGAUUAU